AUGAGAAUCACGCAGGAAGGCGCCCUCGAACCGGGUACGAAAGAUCAGGUCUCGCCUCUGAAUUUGGGCAUAUCGGAACGUCGAGACGCCACUGAGGCAGAAAUACGCGACCUCCCACAUAUCGUCGACAGUGUACCAUUUGUAGCCUGGGCGGCUGCCCUGAUAGGAGCUGCAGAACGCUUCGGAUACUACUCGACGGUCAUCACUUGGCAAAAUUACAUGCAGCAUCCCCGAGGCAAUCCCAGUGUGCCUGGCGCACUUGGACUUGGACAGUCGACCUCGUCGAUGAUCUCAAAUGUCUUUUUUGUCUUCCAAUUCUUGACUCCCUUGAUGUUUGGCAUAAUAUCUGACACCUGGCUGGGGCGUUACAAAACACUUUUAUUAGGCCUAUGCCUCUCAUUAUGCGGCAACCUGGUCAUGUGCACUACAUCAAUACCCGUAGCUCUUGAAAACGGGGCUGGCCUACCAGGUUUGAUUUGCGCAAUGUUCUUGAUUGCAUUUGGCGUCGGGGCUACGAAGGCCACAAUAUCCCCUUUGAUAGGCGAUCAAUUGCCACAGGGCCAACCUCAAGUCGUGCGCCGAAAAGACGGUAAACUUGCAAUCAUAGACAGCUCGCGGACCUUGCAAUUCCUGUUCAACGGUUUCUACUGGUUCACAAAUAUGGCCUCUUUGUCUUCCAUUCCCGCAACGUUUCUGGAGCGACAUGUUGGGUUUUGGAUGUCAUAUGUCGUUGCGACAACAUCGCUGUUCAUCGCGGUCACAAUGCUAGUUCUAUUUAGUUCUAAGUUGGUCAAAGUAACGCCGGGCAAAAACUGUCUCCCUCAAGCAAUUCGUGUCCUAGUCGCAGCAGCACGCAGUGGGUUCAGGUUGGAUCACGCAAAACCAAACUAUCAACAAGAAUCUCGCAGUGUGAUUGUCACAUGGAAUGACAGCUUUGUUGAUGAAUUGAAGAUCGGCUUGCACGCGUGCCGUGUGAUAUUCUCGUUUGUGUUCUUUUACCUCGCCAUUACCCAAAUGCAUAACAAUCUCAUCUCCCAGGCUGGGCAGAUGGACUUGGCUGGGGUACCAAACGACAUGAUCCAAGCAAUGUCUGGAGUUGCUUGCGUCGUCUUUGGCCCGAUCAUUCAAACUCUCUACAACUGUCUUGCCAGAAAUCGCAUCGCAUUCGGCCCCAUAAAACGCAUUACAGUGGCUUACUUAGUUUGUGGGGGCGCCAUGGCAUAUGCGUCAGGACUUCAGAAGCUGAUCUACAGUACUGGUCCAUGCUACGACGCACCUCUGGCUUGCGCGGCCUCCAAUAAUGGCCGUAUACCCAAUAACAUCAAUGUAUGGAUUCAGUUACCAAUCUAUGUAGCGUUGGCAAUCGCUGAGAUUCUUGGCCUGGUGACUGCAAGUCAAUAUUCAUACAGUCAUGCGCCAAAGGAUAUGAGAAGCGUAGUGCAAGCUAUGGUCCAGCUCAGUGCAUGUGUUGGUUCAGUUAUAGGCAUUGUUAUUAGUCCAGCAGCACGCGAUCCCUGGUUGGUCAUAGUCUAUGCAUCCAUCGCUGGAGUUCUAGGAGUAUGUUCAACGUUUUUUUGGCUUUCAUUCCGUGACCAUGACACGGAUAACGGAGCUUAA
Molecule: messenger RNA, 1617 nt
Organism: Bipolaris maydis ATCC 48331
Lineage: Eukaryota; Fungi; Ascomycota; Dothideomycetes; Pleosporales; Pleosporaceae
Product: POT family-domain-containing protein
Biological process (GO): transmembrane transport
Cellular component (GO): plasma membrane; fungal-type vacuole
Molecular function (GO): tripeptide transmembrane transporter activity
Source: RefSeq, a predicted model, not a curated record